This is a messenger RNA of Exophiala xenobiotica, 1296 nucleotides long. RefSeq lists its product as uncharacterized. Gene Ontology annotation, biological process: secondary metabolite biosynthetic process. The coding region runs from base 1 to 1296 and encodes 431 amino acids. The transcript is spliced from 3 exons. Gene Ontology annotation, molecular function: FAD binding. Lineage: Eukaryota; Fungi; Ascomycota; Eurotiomycetes; Chaetothyriales; Herpotrichiellaceae. The record is from RefSeq and is a predicted model, not a curated record.
AUGCCUGCAUCCAUCUACCACCCUGCUUUGAGUGUCGCCAUAAUUGGAGGCGGCAUUGGUGGGCUCUGCACGGCUCUCUCCCUUAGCCACCAUUGUGGGAGUGCACUCGAUAUAGACAUCUAUGAGCAAGCACCGCAAUACAAAGAAAUCGGCGCCGGAGUCGGCAUCGGUGUCAAUGCUGCCAAGUUGCUCCAUAAGAUAGGCCUCGGUGACACUGUAUCAAAGAUUGCAGGCAGGAGGAGCGGCAUUUGGAUCACCUUUCGCAAAUUUGACGACGGUACUGAUGUCGUGACAGUACCAUCUGUAGAUACAGACCAAGUCAAGCAAUUGCCGGUGCACAGAGCAGAAUUUCUCGAUUUGCUGGUCGACACCGUAAAGGAGAGGAACGCGGCCAGACUCCAUACCAACAAGCGAUGUCGGAAACUUACGGAGGAGGGAGACCAGGUUCUGAUCGAAUUUGAGGAUGGAACAAAGGCGAAGGCAAAUCUGGUCAUUGGUUGUGACGGCAUACAUUCUGCUGUCAGGGCGCAAUUUACCAGGGAUAAUCCCGAGUAUAGUGGAAGAAUCGCAUAUCGCGGAUUGGUGCCCAUAUCAGAAAUCGAGGACUGGUGGGGGUUCGAGACGUAUUCGGUAACAUGGUUGGGAAAGAACAGGCAUUUCCUUUGCUUUCCGAUCUCGCAGAACAAGACACUGAACAUUGUUGCCUUUGUCGCCGAGGACGAAGAGAAUCUGGGCGAUCUAAGGGAAAGCUGGACAGCGGUCGGUAAGAGAGAGGACGUGUUUGAGGCUUUCGAAGGAUUUGAAGAAAAAGUCCAGAGGAUCAUUCGGCUCAUGCCAGAGCAACCAUCAAAAUGGCUGAUAAAUGAUCGAAAACCGCUGGAUCAGUGGGUAUAUCUGGGAGGCAAGGUUGUGCUGCUUGGAGACGCCGCUCACGCCAUGACGCCUCAUCAAGGCGCUGGUGCUGGCCAGGCGAUUGAGGACGGGUAUAUUUUAGGCCGCGCGCUGCAGGACUACUUCAGAGCUUCACCUUCUUCAAGAGAACACGGCCUCGAGCCUUGGAUGGCUCUGUACCAAGGUGUGCGGCUCCCACGAGCCCAGAAAGUUCAGCGAACAUCCCGAGACGCUGUCGAGGUUUAUCAAGCUCAGGCGGAUAUCAUGAAGGAUCUACCUUUUGACCAAUGUGUGCCGGAAAUCCAUAAGCGUGUCAUUAACCGAAUGCGAUGGGUUUGGACCGAUGAUAUUGAUGCCGAGUACGAGGAUACGCUGAAGGAGCUGAAGGAGCCGGGGGCAGUCUAG